AGCUAACGAUAAAGGGAAGAUUUUUCCACUUCUGACCUCUAAAAAUUUAUAAAGAUUUGAGAAAAUAGUAUAAAAGUAAAAUAAAUCUAACGUUUAGUAGUUUAUUAUAUUAAUUUAAAUCCUAUCUUGAUCUAUCACGCCUGCUUGAAUAAAUAGCAAAUCAAAAAAUCAAUAAAUGACGCAGAGGACGCAGAUAUGAUGCAAAAAGAGUUCAGAAUUGAGCCACCGUCCCCUAGUCUUUCUUAACCUUUCGCUGCUGCGAAAUUCGUGUUUUCCAAUUGGAGUUGGUUCUUAGUGAAAUUCUUCUCGAAAUGUCUACAAUUAGUGCAAAUACAGCCCUGAGGAUAUUGAGGAAUAUUCCAGGAAUUUCCCACACGCCCAAUUCAAGCCCAUUCCGCUUCAUAAGUCUCUCAACAUGCCGGCGGAACUUUGCUUCCGAGGACACGAAGCAGGAUCAGACUGCAGAAGCAUCGGAAAGUGAGAAGAAGCUUUCAGCCAUGGUGGAGGAGCUCAACAAGGAGAUUCUUUCGUACAAGGAAAAGAAUACAGAGCUGCUGGAUAAAUACAAGAGAGCCCUUGCUGAUGGAGAAAAUCUUCGUGUUCGCUUGACUAAACAAAUUGAGGAUGCAAAACAAUUUGGAAUCCAAAGCUUCUGCAAAGAUCUUCUGGAGGUGGCUGACAUCCUGGCAACUGCAACGGAUACAGUGCCCAAGGAGGAGAUCUCCGAUAAGAAUCCCCAUCUGAAGAACCUCUAUGAGGGUCUCUCCAUGACCAAAGUAUCCCUAGAUCAAGUUUUCAAGAGACACGGCCUCGAAAGGGUUAAUCCGCUUAAUGAGAAAUUCAAUCCGAAUCUCCACGAAGCCCUCUUCCAAUUGGAGAAAAAGGACGUUGAGCCCAAUACGGUGAUCGAAGUGAGCAAAAUUGGAUACAAACUGAAAGAACGCUGCAUACGACCUGCCCUUGUGGGUGUCUCAAAAUCUUCGUGAUCUGGUCAAGGCGGGCACAAAUUGCUGCAUUUCCUCCCUCUGUAAUCCUGGUGAUUUCCUGCGAAUUGUUAUCUCUGUCGCAUCCCCAACAAUAAAUAGUUCUUAGAUAUUGUCAAAAAAAAA
This is a messenger RNA of Lutzomyia longipalpis, 1109 nucleotides long. RefSeq names its product grpE protein homolog, mitochondrial (gene Roe1). Gene Ontology annotation, cellular component: PAM complex, Tim23 associated import motor. NCBI's taxonomy places the organism in Eukaryota, Metazoa, Arthropoda, Insecta, Diptera, Psychodidae. The record is from RefSeq and is a predicted model, not a curated record. The transcript has 4 exons. Gene Ontology annotation, molecular function: protein homodimerization activity; protein-folding chaperone binding; adenyl-nucleotide exchange factor activity. Gene Ontology annotation, biological process: protein import into mitochondrial matrix; protein folding. The coding region runs from base 312 to 986 and encodes 224 amino acids.